GCGGAAGUGACGCCAGUUCCGGGUGUGUGAAGCUACAGCCUGUGGUCUGGUAUCAGCAUGGAGUUUCCGGACCUGGGGAAGCAUUGUUCAGAACCAACGUGUAAACAGCUAGAUUUCCUACCUCUAAAAUGUGACGCUUGUGAGCAGAUCUUCUGCAAAGACCACAUCACGUACGUCCUUCACAAGUGCAGCUCAGCUUAUAAGAAGGAUGUCCAGGUCCCAGUUUGUCCACUCUGCAACACGCCGAUCCCAGUGACACGGGGACAGACACCGGAUAUUGUCGUCGGGGAACACAUUGAUCGGGACUGCAAGUCUGAUCCAGCCCAGCAGAAGCGUAAGAUAUUCACCAAUAAGUGUCAAAGGCUGGGCUGUAAACAGAAAGAGCUGAUAAAGGUCACAUGUGGAGACUGCCAUGGGGACUUCUGCCUCAAACACCGACACCCGCUGGACCAUGACUGUAAAGGCAAGAGCGCCCCUAUCUCCCGAGCAGGGCAAGCAGCAUUUUUUAGAGUUCAGGCUUCUUCUUCCAAAGCCUCCGCUUCCUCCAGCCGCCCGGCACCCAAACCAGCACCACAGCCUCAGCGAAACAGGACGAGUGUCCCCAGUGCACAGCCCCCAGUCUCAGUUGUGCUACAGAAUGGAUUAUCCGAAGAGGAAGCCUUACAGAGGGCUCUGGAAAUGUCACUAGCGGAAUCGGCGCAGAGCACGCCUCAGCAGAACAGCACUCAGGAAGAAGAGGACUUGGCUCUAGCCCGAGCUUUGUCAGCUAGUGAGGAAGAAUACAGACGUCAACAAGCGGGGCCGAGUCGUGAUGCCAAACAGAGUACAUGUAAUAUGUGCUAGCACAGCACGGGACCAGCACCCAACUUCAAGCACAGAAGCAGGAACUACAAUACAAUCCUGAGCUUCAACCAUAACUCUGGGUUUUUUUCUUCAGAACGGACACAAUAUGUGGAUGGUGUUUUGCAUGCCUCAGAUUCUAUCACUUCUUUUCCUGUGGGCUGUAUAGGCCACUUGUCUGGUCUCAUUAGCUGAAAGUAAGGAAGGUAUAAACUGUUUGACACUGUAGAAGCCAUUUUGUUGGAUCAUCAUGAGAAUGCA
This is a messenger RNA of Nanorana parkeri, 1101 nucleotides long. RefSeq names its product zinc finger AN1-type containing 2B (gene ZFAND2B). The coding region runs from base 58 to 843 and encodes 261 amino acids. Gene Ontology annotation, cellular component: endoplasmic reticulum; cytoplasm. NCBI's taxonomy places the organism in Eukaryota, Metazoa, Chordata, Amphibia, Anura, Dicroglossidae. Gene Ontology annotation, biological process: proteasome-mediated ubiquitin-dependent protein catabolic process; protein targeting to ER. The transcript has 10 exons. Gene Ontology annotation, molecular function: zinc ion binding. The record is from RefSeq and is a predicted model, not a curated record.